Messenger RNA from Rasamsonia emersonii CBS 393.64, 306 nucleotides. RefSeq names its product 37S ribosomal protein S16. The transcript has 3 exons. The coding region runs from base 1 to 306 and encodes 101 amino acids. The record is from RefSeq and is a predicted model, not a curated record. Gene Ontology annotation, cellular component: mitochondrial small ribosomal subunit; ribosome. Gene Ontology annotation, molecular function: structural constituent of ribosome. Lineage: Eukaryota; Fungi; Ascomycota; Eurotiomycetes; Eurotiales; Trichocomaceae. Gene Ontology annotation, biological process: mitochondrial translation.
AUGGUGGUCAGGAUUCGUCUCUCGCGGUUCGGAAGACGGCAUCAGCCGUUUUACAACAUUGUCGUCGCCCAGGCACGAUCAGCCCGCGACUCCAAACCCCUCGAAGUCAUCGGCACCUACAACCCCAUCCCCCAGAAACCGACGAACCUGACCGAUGAAGAAGCGCAAACCGCGAAGCCGUACAAGGAGAUUACGCUCGACCGGUCGCGCGCCAAGUACUGGCUUGGUGUGGGCGCGCAGCCCAGUGACACAGUGUGGCGGUUACUGAGCAUGGUUGGCCUCGUUGAGCCCAAGCGGAAGAACUAG